Molecule: messenger RNA, 1166 nt
Organism: Coffea eugenioides
Lineage: Eukaryota; Viridiplantae; Streptophyta; Magnoliopsida; Gentianales; Rubiaceae
Product: EEF1A lysine methyltransferase 4-like
Exons: 8
Coding region: 39-818 (259 amino acids)
Molecular function (GO): S-adenosylmethionine-dependent methyltransferase activity
Source: RefSeq, a predicted model, not a curated record
CACCCCACUCCCUCCGCCGUCUUCCGCCGGACCGAAAGAUGUACAGGGACGUUUCAGCUUGCAGUACAUACAACUAUGGCGACGCGCUUUACUGGGACGAGCGGUAUAUUCAAGAAGCGAAUUGUGGUUCUUUUGAUUGGUAUCAACGUUACUCUGCACUUCGCCCUUUUGUCCGCAAGUAUAUUCCAACUUCCGCCCGCGUCCUCAUGGUUGGGUGUGGCAACGCCCUUAUGUCAGAGGAUAUGGUGAAGGAUGGCUAUGAAGAUAUAAUGAACAUCGACAUAUCAUCAGUGGCUAUUGACAUGAUGAGAAGGAAAUAUGAACAGGUUCCGCAAAUGAAAUACAUGAAAAUGGAUGUUAGGGACAUGAGCUUUUUUCCCGAUGACUCAUUCCAUAGUGUGAUUGAUAAAGGAACUCUGGAUUCAUUAAUGUGUGGGAACAAUGCUCCAAUCAGUGCUGUUAAUAUGCUGGGGGAGGUGAGCAGGCUUCUUAAACCCGGAGGAGUCUAUCUGUUGGUAAUGUUAACCCUAAUGUCUAUUACUUAUGGUGACCCUACUGUAAGAAUUCCUCAUCUAAAUCGAUCAGUGUACAGUUGGAAGAUAGAACUAUACAUUAUACCUAGACCUGGAUUUCAAAAGCCAGCCGAUUCCGCCUCUUCAGCAAAAUCAUUCUUGGAACCUGUUCCUAUCACUGAAAAGGGACAACUUCCUGCAGAUUAUGUUUUAGAAGAUCCAGAUUCUCAUUUUAUAUACAUUUGUAAAAAGACUGGCGAACCAAUUGAUUUAAGCAACAAGUCUCCCUAUUCUUUGUCACUAUAGGGUGAACUUGGAGCUUAGGAUGUUAUUCAUCUCUAAGCUCUGAGGUUGGCUGUAGUUUCAUUGUGAUUAUAGAAGCUUGUAAAACUUUCAGCUAGCUACCAGCUCCCUCCUCAUAGGGGCAUUCCUGUGAUGGAAUAGUCCUGCAUUCUGGGUUGAGGAGGUUAUUCUGUUUGGGAUAAUUUUUCUAGCAGUGAUGUAGAAUGGGGUAAAAAAUUAAUAAUUGAUCCCUCACUAGAAAUUACUAGCUGGGAUAUUCUUGCCUCUCAGGGCCCUUGUUCUGUACUUGAAAACAAGGAUAUUCUUUUCCACAGUAAAACGUAAUAAAGUUUUUCCUUCCUUUUUUCUUCA